CAUCUCCAUUGACCCAUCAUCUACGAACACGCAGCAUUUAUCCCCGAGAACAUCGUCAUCUGAACCUGGAAGAAUUGUAUAAGGAAGAGGAUUAAGAUGAAGAUCUCUCUUUUGGCCACCGCUGCCGUCUUGGCCGGUGGUGUUCUCGCUCAUGGUAGCGGGCAUAAGCGUCCGGAGAUUGGACAUGGCAUUCACCCGCCUCAAGCCUCCUUCCACGCUUUGAGCACCAGCUCCCCCCUCCUCUCUUCCUUCGCCGCUCUGAACACCGAGACUGAACCCCUCGACGUAGCACGAGCUUUCCUCGCACACCAAGGCAUCGACAAGAACGAGUACAAACUCGUUGAUGAUUGGUACACGGAUCUCCACACGGGUGUCACGCACAUGUAUUUCCGCCAAGUCGUCGACGGAAUCGAGGUUCUUAACGGAGACAUCAACCUCAACAUCAUGGGUGACGGAACCAUCUUGUCCUAUGGGUCAUCGUUCUACACCGGCGCCAAACCCCAAGGCGCGGGCCGUGGUUUGAUGGGGAGUGUCCAGAAAUUCUUCGGCUUGGAGGAGGAUAAGGUCGUCAGUCCAACCACCGCCCUCCACGGCCUCAUGUCCCAUCUCCGUCUUCCCCUCACAGCCUCGAAUGACAUUACGAUUACGCCGACUUCCACAUUCUCCGGUUCUGAACCAAUUUUCCACCUCGAGAAUGUCCCAGGUGCCCUGAAGCCUGCAAAGGCGCAUAGGGCGUAUUACCAGACCGCGGUACAGAACCCGCGGACGGGGGUCUGGGAGUCGGGGUUGAAGUUGGUGUGGGCUGUCGAGGUCGAUUUGGGUGAUCACUGGGUUUCGUCCGCCGUGGAUGCAGUGACAGGGAAGGAGGUAUUGGGCGUCGUCGAUUGGGUGUCUGACGCCUCCUACAACGUCUUCCCCCUCGGUACCAACGACCCAGAGGAGGGACCUAGGGUGUUGUUGAAGAAUCCCCAUGAUUUGGUUGCCAGCCCGUUUGGGUGGCAUGGAACGAGCGCCAACACGACGAGUCACGAUACGACGGGAAACAAUGUGUGGGCACAGGCGAAUCCGAGUGGCGGGUAUGAAUGGAAGGAACUACCGCGCCCCAAAUCAAAGAAAUUGGACUUUGAUUUCCGGUACAACGAGACAAUGGAACCGAAAUCCUACGUCGACGCCGCCGUCACCAACCUCUUCUACGUCAACAACGCCAUCCACGACCUCUUCUACCGCUACGGCUUCACUGAAGCCGCAGGAAACUUCCAGACCGAGAAUUUUGGCCGUGGAGGUCGGGGCGGGGAUUGUGUCAUUGCGAAUGCGCAGGAUGGGAGUGGGUACGAUAACGCUAACUUUGCUACGCCGCCAGAUGGACAGAAUGGACGGAUGAGGAUGUAUGUGUGGGAUCAGACCAAGCCGUUCCGUGAUGGGGAUAUGGAAAGUGGGAUUGUUAUCCACGAGUACUGUCACGGACUCUCGACCCGUCUUACGGGUGGACCUAUGAACUCCAAUUGUCUGGGAUGGGGUGAAGCUGGCGGCAUGGGCGAAGGUUGGGGAGACUUUUUCGCGACGGUGUUGAGGAUGAUGCAUACCGACACCCACAAAGCCGAAUUCGGAAUGGGCGAGUACGCGAAUGGCGGAGAGGGCAUCAGGAAUUAUAUGUAUUCACGCUCAAAGGAGCACAACAAGGAUACAUACGCGAGUUGUGAUAAACCGGGGUAUUGGGGCGUCCAUGCCAAGGGCGAGGUCUGGGCUGAGAUGUUGUACGAGGUUUUGUGGAAUUUGGUUGACGAGCAUGGAUUUUCUCCAUACCUCUUGCCUCCCGUUGACCACAACACUACCGAUAUGAGGGAGGGAGCUGUCGGGACUCCGUUCUCCGUUGAGGGCAAGAACAAGAAACUCCCCAACGCCGAGGCAUUCUUCCACCCCAACACAACAAUCCCAGCACACGGAAACACCCUCGCCCUCCAACUCGUCAUCGACGGUCUCAAACUCCAGCCCUGUCGUCCCUCGUUCGCUGAAGCGCGUGACGCGAUCAUCGCGGCUGAUCUCGCACUUACCGGAGGAGAGAAUAAGUGUGCCAUUUGGAAGGGGUUUGCGAAGAGGGGGUUGGGAGUCGGUGCGAAGUUGGUUGGGGGAACGCCGUGGGGUGGAGGGGUUAGGGAAGAGAGUCGGGAUGUGCCGGGGGGGUGUGAGAGGAAGAAGGGUGGAAAGGGUGGGAAGGGAAAGAAGGGAGGGAAGAAGGAGGAGAUGAAGUAGACUGAUACUUUCCAGGGAUAGUAUCGAUGCGGAUUACAGGGUGAUUCGGCUUUAUAUGGGGUUCGGUAUGUGGGGCGGUUCAUGAGGUGUCUUUUGUUUGUCAUGGCUUAGUUUGGUUUUAUUGGU
Messenger RNA from Saitoella complicata NRRL Y-17804, 2376 nucleotides. RefSeq lists its product as uncharacterized. The record is from RefSeq and is a predicted model, not a curated record. The transcript has 2 exons. Bases 97 to 2250 code for a protein of 717 amino acids. NCBI's taxonomy places the organism in Eukaryota, Fungi, Ascomycota, Saitoellomycetes, Saitoellales, Saitoellaceae. Gene Ontology annotation, molecular function: zinc ion binding; metalloendopeptidase activity.